Molecule: messenger RNA, 478 nt
Organism: Paraglomus occultum
Lineage: Eukaryota; Fungi; Glomeromycota; Glomeromycetes; Paraglomerales; Paraglomeraceae
Source: the annotation of a GenBank genome assembly
AUGUCAAAGCAGACACUCACUUUCUUUUUACCUCUAGGCUAUUCUAUAAUGACGUACAACCAGUCAGUCGCACCAACACCAAAUUUUGGUAGCACGAGAAAUGAUGCCUGGAUUGAUCCCGACAAGCCGCCUUGCACACAAAGCUUUGUUUCAGUUGUUGUGGAUCCGACUAAUUAUGCUAAAAUCUUCGACCCGAAAUCAAAAUUGUUUUAUGCUUGGGAUGCCCAAUCAUGCAUUACCACAUGCGUAGAUACAUGCAUGAAAACUGAUCCCUUAAACAGUCCACAAGCGGCUGCUUGGUGUAUUGUCGUAAGCAAUCCCAAUAACGGUGCAACAGCUUUUCUCAGAAUUUCUUAUACGUUUGACCCAACUGCUUUCAUCAGUACUUCCAUAGCCGGCAGUACUUCCACAGUCAGCAGUACUUCCAUAGGCAGCAGUACUGCCAUUACCAGUAGCACUUCCACUGAUACUCACGCGG